AUGAAUAAGGUUUAUUCUGUUGAAGAUGCAUUUGAAUGCAUUAACUCAGCAAAAACAAACCCAUUAUUUAAUACAAAAGUUGUAGAAGAAAUAAAGAAAGAAUUAGAAGGUUAUGUUUAUAAGGAUAUUCUUAAAAACCCACCACAACCAUCUUUUGAUGCCAAUUAUCAUAAAUCACUUGAUCUUGAUCAAGAAUUAGCUUCUAUUGAUGUCAAUUCAACAGAAAGCUAUAAUUUUUUCAGAAGUUUAACAUCAGUAGUGUAUAAUGCACAUGAUCUUCAUUUUUCAUUAACUGCACAAUCAGAUUAUGAUGGGAAUAAUUUCUUAGUUGACUCAUUCUAUUUUAUUCUUCCAUUUGACAUUGUUAUUUUAAAUGAUAAAAGUGUCAAAUUUGUAUUGAAAUCUACUAGUUAUAAUGUCACUAUUCCUGAUGCUGUUAAAAAUAAUCAAGACACUCCUGUAAGUAAAAUUAAUGGAAAGAGUGUUCUUGAAUUUAUUAGAGUCUUUGGUGAAGAACAUGGAAGAAUGAAAUCUCUACAUGGUAAUUUUGUUAGAGCUCUCAAUAGUAUUACAUUUAGUUCAUUAAAUUCUAUGACAUUAUCAAAAGAAGAAUUAAGUACUGUAUUAUCUAUUGAAUGGAGUAAUGGAGAAACGUGUGAUGUAUCAUAUCAAAUGUUAUAUAUUCCUUUCUAUUCCUUAAGCAAAAAAGCACAGUCAAUUGUUAAUAGAAAAUUAAAUGGAAAUGAUUAUAGUCCUCUUACACUUGAAGAUAUUGAAGAAAGACAUAUUAAAAGAGAAGAAAAAACACCUUAUGAUCUUCAGUCACGAGAUGGAAUGUACUCAUGUAAGGUAGAUCAUGAUCAAAAGAUGAAUAUUUUCGUUUUGAAGUCAUUUUCUUUUAGUGAUGAAGAUCGUGAAAAUUCGACAAAAACACUUGCAGAAUGUAUUCAUUUGUUUGAUGAGAACGAGUUUCCAAUCAGUGUGAUUUUAGUAAAGAAUGGAGGAGGAUAUGUUGAUUUAGGAAUGGACCUUGCAAAAAUUCUUUCACCAACUAUAAGUUCUACUAUCAUUAGUAGUUUCCGAAUUAGUGAACCAUCUAAACAAGUUUAUGAAGCUGAAUAUUAUGAAUAUAUGAAUGAUACAACUACUUGUAAACCAAGAUAUGAUCCUGUAACUAACAAAUAUAAUGGUGAUUGGUAUUCUCAUCCAGAUACUGUUUAUUAUGGUGAUGUCAAACACGUAAAGACUCAAGCCUCAUAUAUGCCAGCUUCAGUUAUGGUAGAUGCUUCUUUUAUUCACCACCCAAGACAACCAACUGAUAUUGUUGUUUUCACUGAUGGUUAUUGUUAUUCUACUUGUUCUAUGUUUACCAAAACAUUGAAAGAACAAGGAGGUGCUAUCAUAGUAGGAUUUUCUGGUGAUCCUGAAGGAGAUUUAGAUCACUUUGAUGUUGGUCAAUCACCAUCUUCUGUUGUUGAAGGUACUGAAUUAAAUACAACUGAAGCACUUGAAUUAAGAACAAUGGGAAUCCGAUUGAGAUUUAGUUAUUGUGAAACUUAUAAAUUAAAUUAUCAAUUUAAUGAAACCAUUCCAAGAGAAUUUAUUGUUGAUCCAGUUGAUGAAAGAGUUAAUAUUUAUCAAUUUAAUGAUAACAAAUUAAAUGAAUUUAUUCAAGAAGCGCAAAAAAUUAUUAAUAAAUAUAAAGAAGAAUGUAAUAGUAAGAAUGAUAGAUUAGUAUUGCUUUCUCAAGAAUGUGAUAAUAAAUCUACUAUUGAACAUGGUCAUGGUGGAUUUAAGUGUGGAAAUGAUAAUAAGUGGACUAAAGAAUGUGUUAUUAGUUAUUGUGAUGAAGGUUAUAAAUUUGAUAGAAUCAAUCAAAAGUGCAUUAUUGAUGUUUGUUAUACACCAGAUAAUAGUCAAUCAUCUACCAGUGACUCAAACGAUAAAAUCAAAGAUGAUGAUAUAAUUUUCAUUGUUGUUGGUUCAAUUAUUGCGAUCUGUGUUAUUGUUACAUUGAUAGUUUUAGUGAUAGGAUUGGUAGUGUUCUGUGUUAAAAAGAAACACAAUAAAUCAUCAUAUAACACAUUACCAGACACUAACUAA
This is a messenger RNA of Entamoeba histolytica HM-1:IMSS, 2103 nucleotides long. RefSeq lists its product as uncharacterized. Bases 1 to 2103 code for a protein of 700 amino acids. The transcript has a single exon. The record is from RefSeq and is a predicted model, not a curated record. Lineage: Eukaryota; Evosea; Mastigamoebida; Endamoebidae.